This is a messenger RNA of Gasterosteus aculeatus aculeatus (three-spined stickleback), 3251 nucleotides long. Lineage: Eukaryota; Metazoa; Chordata; Actinopteri; Perciformes; Gasterosteidae. The record is from RefSeq and is a predicted model, not a curated record.
GCGCGCUACACACACACGCGCCCGCGCGCGCACACACCGAUACACCGACCGUCCGCUGCCCGGUCCGAGAGAGCGAGAGACACACACCGGGAAGCUCACGGUGACGGGACGUGAUGCUGCACGGGAUCACGGGAACGUAAGAAGAGCGGAGCAGGAGGCGGAGGCGGCAGUGACGGUCUCAUCGGUACCGGAGGAGCGGAACACAUCCGGUAGCCUGCACCGAUCCGGUCUGAUGUGAACCCGCAGGUCCGCACGGGGAGCGACGCCGCAUAACGGAGGAGGAGGGAGGAUGAAUUCGGUAGAUGGAGGGGAAGCGGGCCCGGACGGCCUGGCGACGGCAGGUUGUGGUAAAGCGGAGUGCGUCCGAGCGGUCGACGUGCUGACGGUGCUCAGAGAGAAAGUGGCCUUCGUGUCGGGUGGGCGGGACAAACGUGGCGGACCAAUACUGACCUUCCCUGCCAGGACCAAUCAUGAUCGAAUAAAACAGGAAGACCUAAGCCAGUUGGUCACCUACCUGGCAACCAUACCCUGUGAGGACGUGUGCGCUCGUGGCUUCACGGUGGUGGUGGACAUGCGCGGCAGCAAGUGGGACAGCGUGAAGCCGGUUCUACGCACGCUGCAGGAGUCCUUUUCCUCCAACAUCCACACGGCGCUUCUCAUCAAACCCGACACAUUCUGGCAGAAACACAAGACCAACCUGGGCAGCGCCAAGCUCAGCUUCGAGACCAGCCUGGUGUCGGUGGAGGGUCUGUCCCGGCUCGUUGACCCCUCCCAACUGACCUCUGACCUCGGCGGCUCGUUGGAGUACGACCACGUGGAGUGGACCGAGCUCCGUCUGGGCCUGGAGGAGUUCACCGGCGCCGCCACACAGCUGCUGAGUCAGCUGGAGCAGCUGGAGGCCGGGCUGAACCGCAUACCGGAGCCACAGGACGUGGACGAGGCCCGCAAACUUCUGGAGGAACACAGCCGGCUACGUAACACCAUCGCAACGGCACCGGUUGACUCCCUCGAGAGAGAGGGGAGGAGCUUGCUUCAGCGCAUGCGCCUAGGCCCCUCCCACGGCGACGCCUCCACCGAAGGAGGCGCCGGCGCUAGUAACGGCAGCUGGCUGUCGGGUGGAGCCGACUUCCACAGCGUGGCGCCAAAGGUGUCGUCCCUGCUGGACAGGCUGCAGGGGGCCCGCGGACACCUGCUGCAGAGCUGGAGCGACAGGAAGCUGCACCUGGACCAGGUGCUGCAGCUGCACCUGUUUGAGCAGGACGCCACCAAGAUGUCGGACUGGAUCGCUCACAGUCAGGACCUGUUCCUGCAGACCCUAUCUGCGGUGGGUCAGAACCACCAGCAUGCCCUGGACCUCCAGACGCAGCACCAGCACUUCACGGCCAACUGCAUGAACGGCAGCAUGAACGUGGACAGCGUGGUCACCGUGGCAACCAGACUGGCGGAGGCGGGCCACCACGGGGCGGAGCGCAUCGCCGGAGUGUCGCUGCGCCUGCAGGGCGACUGGAGGGCGCUGACGGCGGCGCUGGAAGAGCGCAGCAACACGCUCGCCAUGGCAACUAGCUUCCACCAGGGGGCCGAGCAGUUCCUGCUCAGAUUGGAGGGCUGGGUCCAGGUGUGCUCUGAGGGGGCGUUGCCCUCGGCGGCAACAGAGCUGGAGGCCGCGACGAAGAAACAUCAGGAGCUGAACGAGGAGAUCUCUGCUAACUACACACAGGUUAGUGAGAGCGGUAAGGCCUUAAUGGACGUACUCCAGCGUUGCCCAGCAACCGACUCCGACAACCCCACAACCAGGCCGGAUCUCGCCAACGCCACGCACGGCAUCAUGGGAGCUCUGCACCAGGUCAUGCAGGGUCACCAAGAGGUGGAGGGGGUGUGGCAGCACCGUAAACUCCGCCUCCAUCAGCGCCUGCAACUGUGUGUUUUUCAGCAAGAUGUCAGACAGGUGUUGGACUGGGUGGAGCAGCACGGGGAGGUUUUCCUGAACAAACACAGUGGCGUGGGGAAGUCUCUUCACCGGGCACGAGCGCUGCAGAAACGCCAUGACGACUUCCAGCAGGUUGCACAGAACACCUACACUAAUGCAGAGAAGCUUCUGGAAGCAGCCGAUCAGCUGGCUCAGUCUGGAGAGUGUAAGGAGGAAGAGAUCUACCAGGCGGCCAGAGACCUGGAGCUCCGCAUGCAGGCGUUCAUUCAGAGAGUUGAACAGAGGAAGCUGCUGCUGGACCUCGCUGUGUCUUUCUACACACACACCAAGGAGCUCUCAGUGUGGAUGGAGGGCCUCCAGAAGCAGCUCUCCUCUGACCUCUGUGUUUGUCCCGACACCGUUGAAGCUCUUCAGGCUUUGAUCAGCCAGCAGCAGCAGCAGCAGGCGAAUACGCAGGAAGCUGCAAUGAGUGUCAUCAGGGAAGGAGAAGACCUCAUCCUGCAACUCAGGCCUCAGGGCAGCUCGUUGGUCCAUGUGGAGACAGUGCUUCAGCAGCUGGAGGAGUCCCACGUUCAGCUGGAAGAACUCUUCCACCAGAGGAAGAUCCGACUGGACGUUUACCUGCAGCUCCGCAUCCUGCAGCAGUGCACCCUGGAGGUAACGGGGGAAAUGGACGCCUGGAAGCAGGACCUUCACAAACAGUCCCAGGACUUCUCCGCAGAGAGGCUAGCGUCAUCGCGGCUCGCUGACGCUAACCAGGACAAGCUAGUGCUGGGCCAGGCGCGGCUAGCGGAAGCUAGCGCCGACAUGCUAACGCUAGCGCAGCAGCGCAUCCACAGGCACAUGGAGCGAAGGCUGGCCAUGAACAACAUGAUCUAUGAGGUCAUCCAGCAGGGUCACGACCUUCAGCAGUACAUCACCGAGGUUCAGGCCUCAGGUAAAAGACCCUUUGUCACCACAUCGGCGACGCAUUCAGCAUGUUUUUUAACAGGGGGGGGGGAGGCUCACAAAGUCAACGAAGGUCUCCUGGAAGUUCUUAGGACACCUGAAUGGUCCAAGAAUUGAAUUCUAUCGGGUUCUUGAGGUCCAAUAGGAAAUUCUAAGGGGUCCUUGGAUGGUUGUAUUGCUCUUUAACUAGACAAUUUGUUCUUGUCAGAGUUCUAAAGGUCUUCUACAGUCCUCCAGGAGGUUCCACUGGUAGGCCACAUCGAGUAACUGCCAGUAGUCAUUUUGGGAGCGUCGGAGGUCUUUGGGUGGUGUCCAGUUCCUCCUCCGACGGACCCCAGAAGGUCUUUGAGGACGUCCUCGGUCCUUGAGGCGGUUC